AUGGUUGAACAUGAUGAGAAAACUCAAAAGUUUAACAAGUUUAAGGAUAACAAGAGAAAGUUGGACCGGGAUAAUAAUGAUUCCAACAAGAAACCAAAAGGGGGUUUUUGGAGAUGUGGCAAACCAGGGCAUUUCAAGAAAGAUUGUCGUGUGAAGAUUACUAGUGGAAACAAAACUAACAUAGCGGGUCCAAGUGGGUCAAAAGAUGCAAAUGCUUCACAAGAUGAUAUGCUUGCAUGGUGGGUUGACUCGGGUGCUAUGAGUCAUGUUUGCAAGGAUCUCAAAUGGUUUGAGGAAUUUAACCACUUGAAGAUGGAUCUGUACUAA
Molecule: messenger RNA, 327 nt
Organism: Helianthus annuus (common sunflower)
Lineage: Eukaryota; Viridiplantae; Streptophyta; Magnoliopsida; Asterales; Asteraceae
Exons: 2
Coding region: 1-327 (108 amino acids)
Molecular function (GO): nucleic acid binding; zinc ion binding
Source: RefSeq, a predicted model, not a curated record